Sinocyclocheilus grahami is the source of this 1707-nucleotide messenger RNA. Its product is annotated as complement C1q tumor necrosis factor-related protein 4-like. Gene Ontology annotation, molecular function: protein binding. The record is from RefSeq and is a predicted model, not a curated record. NCBI's taxonomy places the organism in Eukaryota, Metazoa, Chordata, Actinopteri, Cypriniformes, Cyprinidae. The transcript has 2 exons. The coding region runs from base 63 to 1172 and encodes 369 amino acids.
AGCCGUGUACAAACUGAGUCUUUCAAAGGCUUACAGACACAGAGGAGCAGGUCAUCACAGAAAUGAGGUUUCUUCAGAUACUUAGACCAGCUUGUGUGACAUUAUGGAGACCAAACAGAUGUGUUUCCUGUUUACUUGGGCUGAUCAUCUAUCUGGGCUCUGUGGCUUCCUUCAACAUCAGCCCAAUGACAACAGGCCUACGCUCUGCCUUUUCCGCCACACGCAGCAGCAGCAUAUUGGGUGGCACUCAGCGUGCUGUGACCUUUGACCACCUUCAAGUCAACAUUGGUGAAGACUUCAAUCCAGAGACGGGCACUUUCCGUUGCCGCUUGCGUGGUGCGUACUACUUCUCAUUCACAGUGGGAAAGUUCCCGAAGAAGAUGCUGUCGGUCAUGCUGGUGAAGAACGGGAUGGAGGUGCAGGCCAUUGCAUAUGAUGGAUACCAGAACCAGGGCCGCAAGGUUCAGAGCCAGAGCGUGAUGGUUAGUCUGAAACCUAUGGAAACAGUGUACCUGCUCCUUCAGGACAAUCCCUACUACGCCAUCUACAGCAACGUUGGACCAUACAUCACAUUUAGUGGUUAUCUUGUCUAUCCAGACUCUACAUCCUCUGUUGGAUAUCUCAAUAACCACCUAUCUCCUCCAGGCCUCCAUCUUCCAGGUUGUCCUCCCCCUGUAGAUGCUUAUUAUGAUUGGAGAAGAAGAACAACCAGUGAGGAACCACGUUCUGCAUUUUCAGUGGCAAGAACUACAUCAGUGCUGGGAGAAAGCAGAGUGCGUCGUGAAAGAGAAGCUCUCAAGUUUGACGUGGAGUAUGUCAACAUAGGCGGCCAUUUUAACAUAACAUCCGGACGUUUUACCUGCCACUUCCCCGGUGCAUAUUACUUUGCAUUUACCGUGGGAAAGCACCCUCGUCGUGCGGUUUCAGUGAAGCUGAUGAUGGGAAGAGGGGAGGUUCGGGCUAUGGUGUUCAAUGAGGACAUGUCACGGCGGAGAGAGAUGCAGAGUCAGAGUUUGUUGUUGUCACUGAAAAGAGGAGACAGUGUCUGGCUGUACAGUCAGCAGGAUGACGGAUAUGCCGUUUACAGCAACCAGGGACGAUACACAACCUUCUCUGGUUUCCUGGUCUACCCUGAUGGUGAAUCCAUGAACAUAGACAGAACUUUCCCCUGAGAACCAAAGCCAGCUGCAGUACUGAUGAAAAUAUUGUAUAUUUUUUUGGAGGGGGGGACUUGAACUUCAUUAAUGACUUAACAAGCAUUCAGGCUUUUUACACUUGAAUGAGUUAACCCUGGGUCAUUCUAAACAAAGGGUAAACGGAAUCCUGCUUUAACAAUUAAUCAUGGGUAUUAAUAUGCUAUCUAAACCCUGGGUUAAAGUUCUUUUUUGCAUAUUUGCAGUGUCAGUUUUAUUGAUUGGACGAAUUCAGCAUGUGACCUGUUCACGUAAAUGCUCUUGCUAUAAAGUUUUACUAUCAAGUGUUUUUUAAUUUUUUUUGAAUGGACCUUUUUCGAACUAUAAAGGUAAAACGGUCUCUUCUUUACUUCAAGUCACGUGUUUUCCAUCACCAAUUGACAUUUUCCCUCAGACACCAAAAGGACUGUUUAUACUACAUGCAUAUGAGGCACACGAUUGGGCAUCUGUUGUUAAGCCCAGCCGUAACAUUACAGGUGCAUCUCAAUAAAUUAGAAUGUCAUAUUUAACAAAA